Molecule: messenger RNA, 1875 nt
Organism: Pipistrellus nathusii (Nathusius's pipistrelle)
Lineage: Eukaryota; Metazoa; Chordata; Mammalia; Chiroptera; Vespertilionidae
Source: the annotation of a GenBank genome assembly
AUGUCCAGAUCCGGGGACCGGACCUCCACCUUCGACCCCAGCCACAGCGACAACCUGCUGCACGGCCUCAACCUGCUGUGGAGGAAGCAGCUGUUCUGCGACGUGACCCUGACGGCGCAGGGCCAGCAGUUCCACUGCCACAAGGCCGUGCUGGCCUCCUGCUCGCAGUACUUCCGCUCGCUCUUCUCCAGCCCCCCGCCUCUCGGGGGAGGGGGCGUCGGCCAGGACGGCCCGGGGGCCCCCAAGGACCCGCCGCAGCCGCCGCAGCAGCCGCCGCCGCCACCGCCGCAGGAGGAGCCCGGGACGCCCGCGUCCUCGCCCGACGACAAGCUGCUGGCCGGCCCGCGGGCCAUCAACAACCUGGUGCUGCAGGGCUGCUCGUCCGUCGGGCUGCGCCUGGUGCUCGAGUACCUCUACACGGCCAACGUGACCCUGUCCCUGGACACGGCGGAGGAGGUGCUGUCGGUGAGCAAGAUCCUGCACAUCCCGCAGGUCACCAGGCUCUGCGUGCAGUUCCUCAACGACCAGAUCUCGGUGCAGAACUACAAGCAGGUGUGCCGCAUCGCCGCGCUGCACGGCCUGGAGGAGACCAAGAAGCUGGCCAACAAGUACCUGGUGGAGGACGUGCUGCUGCUCAACUUCGAGGAGCUGCGCGCCCUGCUGGACGCGCUGCCGCCGCCCGUGGAGUCGGAGCUGGCGCUCUUCCAGAUGGCCGUGCUGUGGCUGGAGCACGACCGCGAGGCCCGCAUGCCGCACGCGCCCGACCUCAUGAAGCGCCUCCGCUUCGCGCUCAUCCCCGCGCCCGAGCUGGUGGAGCGCGUGCAGCCGGUGGACUUCAUGCGCAGCGACCCCGUCUGCCAGAAGCUGCUGCUGGACGCCAUGAACUACCACCUGAUGCCCUUCCGGCAGCACUGCCGGCAGAGCCUGGCCAGCAGAAUUCGCUCCAACAAGAAGAUGCUGCUCUUGGUCGGAGGCUUGCCCCCCGGGCCGGACCGCCUCCCCAGCAACCUGGUUCAAUACUACGACGACGAAAAGAAGACUUGGAAAAUUCUCACAAUCAUGCCCUACAACAGCGCCCACCACUGCGUCGUGGAGGUGGAGAACUUCCUGUUUGUGCUGGGAGGAGAGGACCAGUGGAACCCUAAUGGAAAACACAGUACCAAUUUUGUCAGUCGGUACGACCCCCGCUUUAAUAGCUGGAUACAGCUCCCACCCAUGCAGGAGAGAAGAGCCAGUUUCUACGCGUGUCGGCUGGACAAACAUUUAUACGUUAUUGGCGGGAGGAAUGAAACCGGCUAUUUGUCCAGCGUGGAGUGCUACAACCUGGAAACAAACGAAUGGCGCUAUGUGUCCUCUCUGCCACAGCCUCUGGCAGCUCACGCAGGAGCAGUGCACAAUGGGAAAAUCUACAUUUCAGGGGGAGUACACAAUGGAGAAUACGUCCCGUGGCUAUAUUGCUAUGACCCUGUGAUGGACGUCUGGGCUCGCAAACAAGACAUGAACACAAAACGCGCCAUUCACACGUUGGCUGUCAUGAAUGAUCGCUUGUAUGCAAUUGGAGGAAAUCAUUUGAAAGGCUUCUCCCACCUCGAUGUCAUGCUGGUGGAAUGUUACGACCCAAAAGGUGACCAGUGGAACAUUCUCCAAACUCCCAUCUUGGAGGGCCGCAGCGGCCCUGGCUGCGCAGUGCUUGACGACAGUAUUUACCUCGUGGGAGGCUACAGCUGGAGCAUGGGGGCCUACAAGUCGUCCACCAUCUGCUACUGUCCCGAGAAAGGCAGCUGGACGGAGCUGGAGGGAGACGUGGCGGAGCCCCUGGCAGGCCCGGCCUGCGCCCCGGUCAUCCUGCCCGCCUGCGUCCCUUACAACAAAUGA